UUCCCCGCCCACCCCGGCCGUCCGGGCGGCUCUCCAGGGCGUCUGUAAACACACCCCGAGACUGUCAUGGACGGGGAGGAGGAGGCGGCGGCGGCCCGGGGUGGCGUUCGGGGCCGCCUCCCGGCUCCGCUCUGCCUCUCCUGAGCGGGUCCCUAGUCCCCGUGACUGUGGCAUCAAGGCAAAGCCAAGGGUUAGGCGAGAGGAGGAGGCAGUCAGGACCACAUCCCCCUUCUCCCCCCCUCCCCCCCACCCCGCACCCCGGGGCGGGGGCCGGGCCAGGGCAGGGGGAGGGCGCGCCCGGCCACCCCGGCCUGCCCGCCGAGAUGGAUGACAGUAAGGCAUCCAUAACCACUUCCCUAAAUCCAGAGCUAAGAGAGCCCAACAGCUGUUCUUUCUCGCUGAAGGUGGUUGGCGGCAAAGUGAAGAAGCCGGGCAAGCGCGGCCGGAAGCCGGCCAAAAUCGACCUGAAGGCCAAGCUGGAGAGGAGCCGGCAGAGUGCCAGGGAGUGCCGGGCCCGGAAGAAGCUCAGGUACCAGUACCUGGAGGAGCUGGUGUCCAGUCGGGAGACGGCCAUCUGCGGGCUCAGAGAGGAACUGGAAAUGUACAAGCAGUGGUGCAUCGCCAUGGACCAAGGGAAGAUCCCUUCCGAGAUCAAAACUCUGCUCACCCUGGACGAGCCGCCCAAGCCCCAGCAGAGCACGAGCAGGCACACGAAGGCCGGCAAGACAGAUGCGCACGGCAGCUGGUGAAGAGCUUGGACAGUGACGAGCCGAGGACCCAGGCCCGGCCUCAGAUUCCUCUGGACGGCGCACGGCGAGAUGGCGCGGCCGGCUCCCUUCCCUGCUGCUCGGCCCCUGCACCCACCGCUCCCAGCAGAACGCGCGCGCGUCCCACCAGCCCACAGAAAACUGACGGCCUUCGGGCUGCUGGUGUGGCCGUGCCACUCGUGGCAUUGACUGUUGCAGCGCUUGAAAACGGGGGUAGAAAGAAAGGUGAAGGCUGUGUUUUCACACCCAAACGCCACACUGCUCUCUCGGUUAAUUUAUAUUCCUCCCACGUGACCCAUGUGAUUGUACGUGUCUGUGCGCGAGGCUGCCUCCCGAGCUCCCAGCCUUCAUGGACCUAAUCUUUUUUUUUUUCUUUUUUUUUCUUUAGACUUACUUGAGUAAUGUUUGUUUUCUGCAUGAACCAUGAUUUCUCCGGUGAGCCAUUCCAGCAUAAGCUGUGACUAUGUGUUUCAAAUAUAUACAUUUCUAUUUUUAUAGUCCAUAUGAUACGCCUGUUUAAAAAAAAAAUUUUUUUUUUGCACAUGUUAACAGAAUCCAUCAGGAAAAACCCUGCAGACAGCCUCUAGCUAAAACUUCUGCCGCUGUCUUCCCAAACGAUCUCUUAAAAGGCUGCCAAGGGCCUAAGCCCUACUUCCAGAAUGAUUCGGCAGAUUUUAUUUUUAAGCAAGAAGUCACCUGUAAGGCAUUUCAGGAGCACGCGUCACCUUUUGCCGGCCCAGCGGUCUGGGUUUCUGGCGUACGCCUGCGUCUGUCUGUCUGUCUGUCUGUCUGCAGGCAUGCUGAAUGUUCGUACACAUUUCCUCAUGUACUCCACAAGUGGAGAGUUUUUCCCUCCAGAAAAUAGGAUUGAAUCUAGCUGCUGAGAUUGAGUUUCUGCCCGGAGAGGUCUGGAACCAAAUGAGGCAAAAAUUGCUGCUGGGCCUGGGCUGGAGCAAUAGCACAGUGGGUAGGGUGUUUGCCUUGCACGCGGCCAACCCAGGUUCGAUUCCCAGCAUCCCAUAUGGUCCCCUGAGCACCACCAGGGGUGAUUCCUGUGUGCAGAGCCAGGAGUAACCCCUGUGCAUCACUGGGUGUGACCCAAAAAGCAAAAAAAAAAAAAAGAAAUUGCUGCUGGGCCUGGGCUGGCUGUGCCGUGAGCAGAAGGCCGGGGCCCCUUCCCCAGGGCAGGUGCUGGGCACCCCCAUGUGGAAAGGAGGCAGUGGGGUCCACAGGGCAGAGUAGUUCUCUGCAAUGCCCCCUGUCACUGCGCCUGCCCCCCCCCCACUCUACAUGUGUACUGGCGAGAAACAGAGUCCGCCCCCCCCAGAGGGUCUGUGCCAGGCCCCUUCCUUACCCCCCACCCCCAAUCUGCCCUUCUCUCCCCUCUUUCUCGGAGUUGGGUCAGGAGUCGCGUUCUCUGUGGCUGCUCGAUUGUCAUUGUCUUUUGGGAGGAUGAAGCCAAACCUUUGGCACCCAAACAGACCCUGCUCUGUUCCAAACUGGCAGCCUAAGGGGGGGGGGGGGGGCUUGUGGCAGCCAGGAGGUGGGCCGGGAGAGGGACCUCAGUUGCGGGAUUAAGUUCUUUCCCCUCCUCUGGGGCCCCGCGCUCGCGUGUGGGUGAAGCACCUCAGCCCGCGUGGGUCCCGGUCUCUCUCCUCGGGCUCGACCGUGUGACUACUGAUAAACCACUAGCCCGGCCCGCCAGCCCCUCUGUGUUGGGGUGUCAGGGGUAUUUAACGCCUCUCCUGAGGAUACAGAUACGGAGAGAUGAAAGCUUGCGGCUGCUCAGGCCUUCCGAAUGUAAGUGUUUUUCUCCAAGACAGUGUUCAAGAUUGUACUGGGUAUGUUUUUGCCACCGGGUCUCCUCGAAUGUCUAUUUUUUCACUCUGCAAAACAACCCAAGACUUACUCUGUGUUGCUCUGCCCGGUCCCCUCUGAAUCCUGCACACACACACACACACACACACACACACACACACACACACACCCAAGUUGUUUUCAAACCCAACAUUCCGAAGUGAACGUGGCUCACCAGUGCGCCGUCUCGGUGCCCGACCGCCAAGGGCUGCUUCUCUGCUCCUCACGUUCUGUGACAAGAGCCCUUCGAGUUCCUCCCCACCCCCGUUAUCUCUGUUAGAACAACAGUGACUUUAUCCUCAGGCCGAGGAGGUGCAAUUCUGAGUGAAAUGGAGUUACAGUGGCUUGGAGUUCGUUCCUGAAAGCCAUCCGCCCGGCAUUUGGGAACAGAUCCAGCCAAGAGACAGUUCCUUGGUCUCGAAAAAGGACUGUUGGGAAUGCUCUGGGCCUUGUGCUGGCCACAUGCUGGGGCCACAUGAAGCCUGUUAAUGAAUGUCCCUGGUUCCAACCGUGGGAGCCUGUCUCUCCCCAGGCCACUAGCUCUCACAGGCCCGGGAACAGCAGGCCGUGGGCCGCGAACCCUUGGAUCCGGCUGUUUCCCUCACUCUUUUGAGUAAACAGCAAUUUUUUUUUUUGUUUUUCCUUCUUUCUCCCCCAAAGAAAGGCAAGGGGGGAAAUAGAGUUGUGUAUUUAGACUGCCGCAUUGUGUUACUAAUUUAGCACAGGCCUGCUGUAUAUUAGAGAACUGAAUCUAAUAAAGAAUAAGUUUGACCCAGUCAGGUUUUAGGAUAUAAUUGAUAUAAUUUUAGGAUAGAAUUUUGAAGUCGUUCUCCUAUUUUAUCUCAGAUCUUUAGGUACCUAAAUCAGAACCUGUCUGACUGCAGCAAAUGCCUAUCACUUUUACCAGCUCGUUGACAGUAUUUAGCAGUAUCAUCAUCUAGCAUUUUACUUAUCAUCUUUGAAUUAUGAUAGAAUUGAUUUGGCUCACUACAAAAAGUACAGCUUUAAACUGGACUUCCUUUAGUUCAAAUGAGGGCAAAGAAAAUCGAAAACCAGAGCGCUAUAUUUCACAAGAAAUCAGUUGCAUAUUAUCAGUGACAUACUUAGUUUUCAAAGAGAGGAAGAUGACCAAGAACCCACAUCGCAUUUGGGGGGCAUCGAAGGAAUUUUUCUUUAUGUGAAGAGCGUUGUAUAAUUAUAUUUUUAUGAAAAUAAAAGAUCUUCACCAGA
Messenger RNA from Sorex fumeus (smoky shrew), 3854 nucleotides. It is a transcript of the gene CREBL2, whose product is annotated as cAMP responsive element binding protein like 2. Bases 324 to 749 code for a protein of 141 amino acids. The transcript is spliced from 4 exons. The record is from RefSeq and is a predicted model, not a curated record. NCBI's taxonomy places the organism in Eukaryota, Metazoa, Chordata, Mammalia, Eulipotyphla, Soricidae. Gene Ontology annotation, biological process: regulation of DNA-templated transcription. Gene Ontology annotation, molecular function: DNA-binding transcription factor activity. Gene Ontology annotation, cellular component: nucleus.